AUGUGUGGGGCAAUACAGUCUACGUGGGUGUACACUUUGAUCCUCGUAGCUUGCGUGAAUGCCGCUGGCGCGUCGAUCACUUGCCCUUCUGGAUCUCACAAUGUGACCGCUUUAGAUCACUUUCAGACUCGAGGAGUGUAUGCCCAGUAUUACCCAAACUAUGUUGACACAAUUGCCAACGGUGAGCACAUCAUACCAAAACUAAGUGCUAUUCACUAUGAUCGUGUGGAACCCAUACUAAAUAUUGAAGGUCUCACCAAAAAUAACGCAGCUCUGAAGGGUGGCCUUCCGAAUCCUGAAUUAUUUCACUACUCUGCACCAAUCAUGGAAGAUAGAAUAUAUGCAAGAUUCUUGUUUCGGUUUAUCGCACCUUGCGACGGUGAGUAUAAAUUUCGAACAUCAGCUGACGACGGAGCCAUCUUGACAAUCAAUGGAGUCAGAGAAUCAUACGACUGGAGUGGUCAUCCCGAACAGCAAUUUUAUACAGAUAAAUUCACGUUCACCGCCGGGUCUGUGCGUUCAGUCAUGUUUGAGUAUUUUGAAGGAACGGGCCAUAUGGUUGUUCGGCUGCAGUGGAAACCCCCCGGUGCCUCGGAUUACUCGGUGGUGCCCAGUGAGUAUUUAGUCCCUGCCAUGGGUCCUGAGGUACUCGUCACCACGCACAACACGAUCACCAUCGACGGCAAAGCUGAAGUUCAGUACUUCGAGGCUCGCUUGUCGGAGAAACCGCUGCAGACUGUUUAUGUGGAUAUAGGCAACGAGGCCGGUGCCGACAUAUUUGGUGUUGACAAAUGCGUUCUUAUCUUCACCCCCGAGAAUUGGGAAACUCCUCAGACCGUGCACGUGGCGCCUAUUCUGGGUACAACGUCCACUCGUAAAGUGGAAGGCACUAUGUGGAUCACCUUGAAGCCGAGGUACAACAAAGAAAUUGCACCAGGUGGUGUGGCCGUGAUCGAUCCCGCGACCAGUCCUCAAUCGUCUGGCAGCAGGGCACAGUGUACCGGUUGGGGAGAUCCUCACUACACAAUGUUUGACGGCAAGAAGUUCGACCUUUACGAACAGGGUAUGUUCACUCUUGCACGUGAUUACACGGGAGACUUCGGCGUACAAACAUAUCUGAUUCCAUGCGAUGAAAUUGGUGCCAAAGUCACUUGCACAUAUCUUGGAUUCUUGGUCUACAAGGGAACCAAAAUUCAGUUCAGGAUGAAUCCGGGCGAAUCCCACGCGGACAUUUGGGAUCCCACAGUGUUCGUAGACAUCCUUGAAGACAACAACAACGGCGUAUCCAUGGUACGGAACAGCGAUAACAAUGUUGUGUUCAAUCUUCCCAACGGAAUGUCCGUCAAAUGCACCACUGGAUUUUAUAGAAAGGAACGGCAAGAUGGCAAUCACUGGAGAUACCUCAAUUUCUACAUAGAGGCACCCACAACCAUGUACGAAAAGCUCACCGGUAUGUGUGGGCUUUUCGAUGGAUCGUCUGACGGAGAAACGACCAAUCCUAGCGAGAUCGCCGACAAAUGGCUUGUUACAGACGAAUCGGAAUGGAUCAUCUAUGGGGAUCAGCAGCCCAUUUCCCCAACACCAACACCCCGACCCGACGACCCUACAGGUCCCACCAGCGGCUAUACCCCACCAAUCACUAUGGAUGCAUUUGAAUUCGCGGAUGGUUGUAACCCGAAUACAGCGCCUAAUGAACCCCUACCGUCAUCGGGUUCAGGGUCUCCGAUCACACCCAGAACACUGAACAGUACGUACGAGCCCAUCGAGGACCCAGAGCCUACCGACGAAGUUGUCAACGCGUGCAAAGAUAUUAUUAACAGUGGAGUCUGCGAAUCAAUGUCGGAUGAUGAUAUUCUAGGGUUUGUUGAAGGCUGUGCGAUUGAUACCACGCUUGCCGAGCUGGAUGUGCCACCCCCCGAAGCAGCGGAACCAUUCUUAGAAGCGUGCUCAUUCGAAGAGAAAAAGGAUGCUUGCAACCAGUGUACAUCGCUUCAGCAAUGCGACAUGGCCACUAAUACCUGUGUGACUGUGGCAUCCAGUUGUGGAGUUGGUUGUGGCGAAGCGAACGGGCACGGUACCUGUGAUGAAUCCAAUAGCGUAUGUGAUUGCACGGAGGAUUAUACGGGUAUACACUGUGAAUCCCCCCUAGAGCCCUGCAAGACUGACCCAUGCUUGAACGGGGGAAUUUGCUCGAAUGAAGCGCUUCAAACUACCUGCGAGUGUGUUGACGGCUACCAAGGUGUACGAUGUGAGCAGUCUCCAGCAUGCCAAAGCGCUGGGACGGAUGAAAGUACAGGUAAAGUGUACAAGCUGGAAGUAUAUACGGAAUGCAUAGCUUAGUAAACUCAUGCAGACAUUAUCAGCUGUGGACGUAUGCUCACCAUUAUGAAACGGAUAGUGAUAGAUAUAAGGCGACCCUGCCUGCUGUAGGCGUACACUUGCUGCUUUUGACUCUAUAGUGUAUUGUUCAGAAGAAACCUACAGCAGCAAGGUGAGUCUAUAUACAAGACAUGUAAAGUGAAUCGUCGGCAUCAGCACAGUGAGAUGCGUCGAGUGAGCGACAGGAUCUACACCGUGCUGGAGAUAAAGUUUUUCCCAGUAGAUGCAAUAGAGUACCUCGUGCAUAUACACCAGUUUGUGACGAGCCAACGCGGACAGGACAAUUCUUCCCGACGCUGCACGAAUUUCAAAGUAAGGCCUCAUGUACACAUAUUAGUAUUUCAUGAUCUGAAGCGAUAGGAUCCUGAUUUUACGUAGGCAAUUUUAAUACUCCUCUAUUUACAAAUAAAAUGACUCGACCUUCAAAUCGACAAGACAAUAUAGGCCAUACUCAGUCGAUACACCCACGCCGGUAGUUCAAUUUAGUUAUGAACGUGUAUAUGUACUGGUAAAUAUUAAAAUCAGUCGACGAAUUUAUCUGACGAGUUAUCUGCCUGCCUGGAUUGUUGUCAGGGAAGGUUGACGCCUGAGCUAUCCUCGACCGGUUGCUGGGCAGCCUGGGGCACAAAAUUCGAGAAGGCUCGAUAAAUAAAAACGGGUCAUAGCAAGACUAUGACGUCAAGAGAUCCGAAGAUUAGAGCGGACGUCGCCAUUGAGACCAACUGAUGAAGGCCAGAAAUGAGACAGACGAGUGGACGGACGACUGAUAUGCCGAAAAACCAAAAAGACAAAAGGCCAAAAAAAAGCUAAGUAAAGACCAAAGGCCCGAA
Molecule: messenger RNA, 3209 nt
Organism: Sphaeroforma arctica JP610
Lineage: Eukaryota; Ichthyosporea; Ichthyophonida
Exons: 12
Coding region: 1-2340 (779 amino acids)
Source: RefSeq, a predicted model, not a curated record